Plasmodium inui San Antonio 1 is the source of this 4737-nucleotide messenger RNA. RefSeq lists its product as hypothetical. The record is from RefSeq and is a predicted model, not a curated record. The coding region runs from base 1 to 4737 and encodes 1578 amino acids. The transcript is spliced from 2 exons. Lineage: Eukaryota; Apicomplexa; Aconoidasida; Haemosporida; Plasmodiidae.
AUGGCGGGAGGAACCCCCCCCAAAAAAAAAAAAAACUUAAAAGCAAGGAACAUCGCCCAGUGCAAAGGAAGUCGGAAAAAUGAAGCCAAUCCGAUGGAGACAAAUUUUCUCGUAACGGAAAAUAAGAAAAAGGGAAACUUGGAAAAGUACAUAUGCGGAAAGGUCUGGCUGUACAAUAAAAUAAAUAGCCUAUACGCAAAUUGGAACAUUUUUAAGAUGAGCAUCCAAAGGGGUGCUCAUAGCGAGGAGAAGGGGAAGCAUCCGAUAAUGACCAUGAUGAAGAAGAAGAGGGGCAAAGCGCAGCGCUACACACAUGAACAAAAAAAUCGUAAGAGAAAAAAAAGGACAUUCGCUGACAUUUCAAAUGAAAAAAAUGCAGACACGGAAAGGACGGAAGGAAAGAACCAUCCAACGAUGUUCCAACAUUUGGAAUUGUUAAAAUCGCUACUCUGUAUUUACCACUUUUACACGACGGAUGAAAGUAAUGGGGAUAUGGGGCUUCCCCCCGUGGGGGGCACACAUGGGGCUUCUCCGUACAAGGGAACUGCCCUGGGGAAGGAGAAGAGUGGCACAGAAAAUGGCGAAAUUCAAAAUGGCGGCAUUCCAAGCUACAAUUUUCAGGACAAUGAAAAAUACAACAAAAGUCUGAGUGAGAUUUUCUCCUCCAUUGUAAAUGACAAAUGUGGAUUCUUCUUCGUAUUCAAUGCCAUCUUUUUUACAAACUUAAAAAACUUUUACUACUUUGUAGACAUAAUAAACGUCUUAAAUUAUUUGGGGCAUGGGAAGAGUAUCACCCAGAGGGGUGGACCUAUCGAGAAAGACAUUUUAAUAUAUGAGCAAAUUGCGUCCUUCGUGGAAAACUGCUACUUCUGUCUGAUAGAUGACGUAGAUAAUAGCGGCAACUUCUGCGCUCUCGAUCAAGGGUGUCCAAUUGGGAAAAGUACAAACCUAACGCAUGGAAGGAGAAUUAACUCGGAUAAGAUGGAAAAGAUAAAAAAUAAGUUAAAGGCACUUAAAAGGGACAAGUCGCACGAAGAAUUGCUAUUCCUCUCUAUGAAUGAAUGCAAUAAAAAGAUAUUCCAUCAGUUUAGUAAAAUCCCCGAUUUAUUUUGCGACAUGUCGGAGAUUAGCGAAUAUAGCAGGAGUGACCCCACCAAGGAGGGACACUCUCCAAGUGAUUAUGCUCCGAGCGAAAUUAUUAAUCCCCAGAGCAGCAAUGACUUCAGCAAGGACAGCCUGGGAAGGAAAAACACUCUUUUACUAUACAACCAAAGUGAUUACGCUAAAUCAGGAACAUACGAAGAUUUAAGAAGCGGUAGUCUGCACAUUUUGAAAAACUCCGUUUCGAUAAAGUCAGUGGGGCAAUCAUCCGGCGAGGGUCUCCACAAGAACAGCUGGGGCAGCCCCGCCAAGGGAGGCACUGAACCGAAUGGAAAAAUACCAUCCAUGGGCGGCUACCCCAAUGAACAAACUUCCCAGCUUCUUAACCCAAAUGAAAAUGUGCAAAAGGGAUACAUAAAGAAUUUUUUCGCCAACUUGUUUAAAAAUGGACAAGGGGACAAGGAUCCGAAAGGAACUGCACUUGCUGCUGGGGACGAAAGGAACAUUCCUCCUGAAGGGGACCUACCCAAAUUGGAGGUCAAUGAGAAGACUUCAGAUGGGAUAAAUGCAAAUCUCCCAGAACCUGAUAGCGAAGGGGAAAUCCCAGAAAAUAAUAACAUCCUUGAAAUUAGAGAGAGCGAAAAGAAAACUCCUCACGUAGGAAGCGACAUAAGGGGUGGGUGGGAAAAUCACCCAGAGGGGGACGCACCCAAAAGUGAGGAAGCCGCAAGUGACGAAUCGGAAUGUGACGAAUCCAGAUGUGACGAAGGGGAGGCACAACAAUCAUCUGGCAGCCACUUAGAGGGAGGAUGCUCCGCGGUUAGGGAGCCAAGCAAGGUGGCACCUCCGAGCGAGCAGUCUGGAGAACAAAGCUGCGCAAGCUCUUCUCUGUCUGAGUCGUCUGCAGAAAAGGAGCGGAGUAAGAGCGAGGGGGCGAAUGGUCAACCGGCCGAAGUGGAAGACACCGCUGGAGAGAAAGAGGAAGGUGCCCAAUUGGAACCCCCCAGUGAAGACAAAACUGAGCAAGACCCAAAGGCCAUCCCUGGCAUGACGGAAAAAAAGGACAUUCAACAGAAUGACGGAAAGGAGAAUUACCACCAUCCAUAUGACGGCGAUAAUGACGGAGGAGCGACGGAGGGGAGGUCCGUACAAGAAAUUUUAUCCCUCCCUCCGCAGACAGAAAGGAGUCAAGUGAACAAAACGGAGAAUCACGACGGUGAAGAAGUGGCAGAGGCACUUGGGCGAGAUUCACAUGAACAGGGUCCACUCGAAUGUAACGAAAUGCGGGAAAAUACAAUUAAAGACAAAGUUAAGGAUGAUGGUAAAAAAGAGUCGGAAAGGAUUAAAGAAGAAGAAAGCAGACCAGAAAUAUUUUCACAAAGUUUGAAGCAGGAAAGUGGACUCCAUAAAUGCAAAAGUGGGAAUGAGGACAAAUUAGUGGAAACUGCGGAGAGUGGAGUCUCCCCAGGACAGAUGCAGAAUGAGGGAGGUACAACGGAAGGGGGGCAAUCGGGUAGUAGUAACCCCAAUGGGGAGGCAGAGUUCAGCGCGCAGCGCGAAACUGGAAUGGUUACCAUAGAAGGUGAGGAAAACGGCGCUGCUAUUGUAGCAGGGCAGGCAAAACACGAGGUGGACCCUCCAGAUGAGUUCGACGAACGUAAGAGGGGGCAUGAUGGCGCGGAAAAGGCAAGAGCUGGUGAGUCUUCCAAGGGGGAAGCCGCCUCAAACGAGGGAGAAAACGCAUACAAUGAGGGAGAACACGCGUCCAGUGAAAGAGAAGUCGCUUCAAACGAGGAAGUCUCAUCCAAGGAGGACCAAAAGGAGGAACAUGGCUCCCCGGAACCACCCCAAAAAAAACAGCGCACAGACGGGGCGCAAAAUGCGGAUCUGAACGGUCUAGUGAGUCAGUCGGAAAAGGAGGACGAUCCAAACACCCCAGAGGGUGACCACUCCGUUUCGAGUGAUGAAGAGAGUGAUGAAGCGAGUGAUGAAGCGAGUGAUGAAGCGAGUGAUGAAGUGGGUAAUCAAACGGAUGACCAGCCGAAUGACCAAGCGGAUGACCAAACGGACCCCGAAUCGAACCACCAAUCCGACGACGAUCAGAUCGUUCACUUCCUCAAGUCUAACAGAGGCAAUCCGGACAAGGGAUGGUACGCGGAGUACCUGAAGAACCUGUUGCGGUGCGACAAAAAAUGCACAUUGGAAAAUCACGCGCAGGAGAAAGACUUGUUCCUCAGGAAGGUGAAAAAAUUAAGUAACCUGGUAAAGUACAAAAAGUUUAAAGAAAAGUACAGCAAGGAGUGGGAACAAAAAAUAGCGCUAUUCAAAUGUGACAAAUUGAGAAGAGCAUAUAAAAUUUUCCUACUGAUCAUAUUCUCCAUCGUAAAAGAAAUUAAAGAAUUGAAAAAGGAGCUGAACGAUAUGAGUCAAUUUGUUUUUAUCAAUUCGGGGAUCGAAAAUUAUUUAAACGAAAUUAAUAUCUCAACGGUGAGAAUAAAUAAGGGGAGCGGUGUAGGGGCAAAUCGUUUCGACGAUUACCACCUGGGGAGAGGCAGUUCCAGCGGCUUCAGCAGCGACAACGUGAUAAAUAGCUUCUUCCUGAGGAGAGAAUUCCCAAGGGAAGACCCCGAAAAGGAAACAAAUGGAGCAAAGAAGAAAAAAAAAAAAUACAUUUCCUAUGUCCCAUUGCAAAACUACCACAUCUUAUUCCAAUCGAUAAAAGAAAUAUUCAAUGAACAAAAUGCGCAAGACAAAUUAGCAAACAUUUCCUACUACAUCGAGCUGGACAAAUAUAUUCCUCACUACUGCAGCUUAUUUUUUGGCCAAUUCAAGAUUAAGAAGCAAGACUUAUCGCACAUUCAGAGCUUAUAUAGCAACUCAGUACCCACUGUGCCCUGUGUAAACAUGUUCAUCGCCUGUUUGAAUUAUAACUAUUCCAAUGUACUUCAAAAAAAAUUCGUUUUUCAAUCCGAAUUGAAUAAUAGUUACUUGGCUAACCUCCCCUGCGUAUACUGUUGCGACGUUCAAGUUGUGAGGCAUGUAGGUUUUUUAAAAUUAAAAGACACAUGCCAAAGGAUUAUUAAACAGAAGAAAAUUCACCAACUCUUUGUCAAUCAUCUUUCGUCCUCCUUACUGGACGAAUCGUAUUUUCUUGUACCAUUUUUUACUUCCUAUGGAAAAUUUUUAAUCGUUAUAAAAAGUAACAGGAAUGACAAUCCGGAGUCUUCUUCGACAGAUGUUUUACAAAAUAAGAACUGUAUCACUUAUGACAUCCUUAUUAACAGCUUUGUGUUCCCCAAUGGAAGUAGCUUCCAAGCCAUUGUUCACCUGUCUCAUGUCUUCAUAAACACCCUGCGUGAUUUUUUCAAGACAAGGAAUUCUGAUGAGAACAUCCCCGAGAUUGCCUUCCUCAGCUUGCCCCACGUGGACAAGCAGCAUCUUCUGUACCACGAGAUUGAGUCCGCUGCCAACCACACGGACAUCAUCGUUAGUGUGCUAUUCCUGCUCGAGUCCUUCUUCAACAACACGAAAAAGAUGAAAGCCCCCGCGGAGUUCAACCAAGGACUGCGCUUCCUCUACAUUAUCAGGCUUCUCGAAUUUUUCCACCAAAAAGGGAAUGUAUCAAGGCAUCAAUAG